GAGAUGGAGGUGGCGCUGGGUGGCUGAGUUCUGUGCGAUGGGGGGCAGCGAGUGGCGACGAGAGAGCACCGCCGUGAGUGUCGGGGGAGUCUUACCAACAGAAUUUAAAAUGUUUUAUUAAACACAACAUCAACUUUCAAGAAUGUAAAGAAAGUUGAUGAUGACAGACUGAAACCAACACACAGAGGGAAAAAAAAAACAAUACAAGAAUAAUUGUACCGAAACAAAAAAAGUAAUAGCUAACUUUUUAGAUACAUUUUCACAUGUUGAGUCUAGUCGACGAUCUUUUACAUAUUAAUCGCACCUUAAAAGCGUAACGAAAGUGGUUCAGUUACAACUUGCACAUGAGCUACAGUUGCGACUCAAACUUAAGAUUUGAACAUUUCAAAGUUGUUCGACGUGAUGGAAAAGACUAACAGAAAUUAACAAACUGAAACAGACAUUUUUGUUGAUUCAAACGUUUCAGGUGGAGUCUCGUUCAAAUCAAACAUUCCAUUGACUUGGAGUGGCAGACGACACUAUCUUCACUUCUGCUGUGGGUGUGCGCCUCAUUCAUUAAAUAUUGGAAAUAAUUUUAACUUCAUUGAAGAUCGUCUGAUGUAGAACUGUUUCUUGAUGUGCCUAACCUCAUUAACGUGAGAUCCACUUUACUGGACACUAGAGUAGAGACUGUCAGCAUUCCUUGUCUGGCUCUCCAAGCCCUAGCUCGAGAUUUGAAGAUUUUUGAAAGUGUCCAGCAUUGUUUGUGUCCAUCCGGCCUGACAGCCCCCCACCCCGCUAUCUUGUCAAACGGAAUGAACAAAGUAGAUUGAGUGGAGAGAGAGGACACAGCCCUGCUCCCUUGACGAGGACAUUAUGAUCAACGUACAGCUUGCGCAAUGAACUUUGUAGAACAUAGAGCUACGGAACCUGGACAUUGUUACUUAACAUAGAGUUACAGAACCAGGACCUUUUUACUUAACAUCUAGAUAAAGAAUCUGGACCUUGUUACUUAACAUAGAGCUACGGAUCCAGGACCUUAUUACUUAACAUAGAGCUACGGAUCCAGGACCUUAUUACUUAACAUAGAGCUACGGAUCCAGGACCUUAUUACUUAACAUAGAGCUACGGAUCCAGGACCUUAUUACUUAACAUAGAGCUACGGAUCCAGGACCUUAUUACUUAACAUAGAGCUACGGAUCCUGGACCUUGUUACUUAACAUAGAGCUACGGAUCCUGGACCUUAUUACUUAACAUAGAGCUACGGAUCCUGGACCUUGUUAUGUAACAUAGAGCCACGAGAACUGGACCUUGUUACUUACCCUUGAGUAAUAAGCAGUGGACAAGCGUGAUGAGUACAGGUUACAUUAAAUAACCGGGAGAGAAAACAUUGUGUCCUUGUCUCCCCCACCCCCUCCUGGCCUUAAGGCAAAUCCAAGGGAGAUAAUUAGCAACUGGCCAGUUGAAAGAACCUUAUCGAUCAAUAGAUAAAUCAAUGAGGCAUUGGUUGAAAGGGCGGAUAAUCGAUUAAGAUAUAGCAGUAGUAAUUAUAGAACUGCAAAGAUUUAUUGUCUAGUAAAUACGAAAGCAAAAAUCGAUUUCGAAAUGAAUAGAACAGAUCAGACACGCUUGGCAGAAACUAAAUAAAGUCUUGCUUUGGUUUCGUUUCAUAACAACUAUUGUCAUUCGGUGGACAAUGUCAUCAACGGUCAUAAACCAGGUCCACAUUGAGGGCCAUGACUUGACCAACUACAGUAUAAAUCUCUCCGCCAACAACAACGUGGGCAAUGAAGACUUGGGCAUCCCCAGCUCCCACGAGCUGCCCUCGGCCACGGCUCUGCACAUCGGCGCCAUCGUGAUGCUGAUCGCGCUGCUGUGGGGGCUGUUCGGCAACAUUUUGACCUCCUUCGUCAUCCUGACCAACCGGGACCUGAAGAACACCACCAACGUCUUUAUCGUCAGCCUGUGCAUCAACGACAUCCUCAACCUCGGCAUCAACAACAUGAUCGUCCUCAUUUCCUACUUCAUGAUGGAGUGGAGGAUGGGGCUUGAAAUCUGCGAGAUGGUCAUGCACUUCACGGUCCUGCUCAUGGGCUCCUCUCUCUGGCACACGGGCCUCAUAUCCAUUCACCGGCUCAUCGUUGUCUGCUUCAACAACUUUUACAAAAAAAUCUCCAAGAAAGCCUACGUCAUCUUCGUACUCUCCUUCGCCAGGAUCGUCCCCCUCCUAUUUAUGAUAACCCCCCACCUGGGAAACAUGUCGCAGUUUCAACCGAAGCUCAUACGCUGCAUCGCCAGGAAGGAGUUCCUCCUUUACACCAUGCUGGUCAGUGUGACACUCCAGAUGCUUCCAUCUAUCAUUCUAAUCGUCUGCUACAUUGCCAUCUUCGUCAAGGUGUUCCGAUCUUCCAGCGCCAUCAGGGCCACGAGGAAGCGCGAGUGGCUCAGGCGGGAAAUUCAGGUCACCAAAAUGUUCGGAAUGGUAUUUUUGCUCAUCAUUCUUGGCUACCUUCCUUACGGGAUUGUCCGAUUUAUUGACAGGAAGCUAGAGCUCAGCGCGGACUUUUAUGUGGGAAUUUCCGUUGUCUACGCCGUUGCCAAUAGCUGUAAUCCUAUAAUCUACGGCGUCAUGGACCGAAAGAUUAGACGCUACUGCUUCAGGGCGUUAGGUCUGGAGGAGACAUGCAUGAAGAGCGACCAACAGAUGAAGAAGAAGAUUAGCAUGAGAACCAAUGGUGAGGUUGAAGUGACAGAAACAGUCAACAUCACCACGCCUGCUAAAUCAGUGGCCCCUACGUCAACAACGCCUCCGCCGUGUCAGGUUUGACUACGCUCGGGGGAGAACUUAGACGCCGUGACAACGUCACACAACCUCGACCCGGAAACUGUCAUUCACAGCCACGUGGGAAAACACUUUGACGCCGCUGGCCAAUCAGAGCAUCUCAUUCCCAACGGAGAUUCCCGAAGACCGCAGACGAUCAAAAGCGAUUCCCAUUACGACUUAGGAUUUUCCACAAACUAUCACAGUCCAUCCAUUUACGAGCUGUCGGAACUAUCGGCUGUUGUAGUGUCUAACUCUCUAGGUGACGGAGUGCUUGGAUCACCACUCACCAAUUUCCAUUGUGCCACAGACGCUACGGCUACAGAGGUGUUUCCAUUGGUAAGCCAGACACCGCGAUUGCGUAAAUCUGAAGAAGAUCUUAUUUCGCUGCAUUGCGCCGCAAGAUCUUCGGCCUCCAAAAGCGGGAAAUCCGAUUCCCUGGCCGACUUGUUGAAAGGGACGAUCCUUAGCACCGAGCUCUGUAUUACAAACUCAUUUUUUCUCAACGGGGGCUGGACCUCAGUGCCUACCUUAAACAAACUUUCGGCUUCCGCCUCGAGUUCACGGAAGGCGGAUCCAAAGGUGAAGCAUAAAGUGACUCCGAGGAUAGUUAUCGACAAAGCUUCGGACGAUGAGGAGGAGGAACUGACCAGUGAUGAUGUCGACGUGGACGAGCUGGAGGAGUACUACAGCAGACAGCUGGUGCUGAGUGAAUGGGAGGAGAUAUGUAGAGACCUGAGAGUGACUGAGUUAUAAGGGAGGAGUGACUGAGUUAUAAGGGAGGAGUGACUGAGUUAUAAGGGAGGAGUGACUAAGUUAUAAGGGAGGAGUGACUGAGUUAUAAGGGAGGAGUGACUGAGUUAUAAGGAAGGAGUGGAUGAGAGAAAGAGAGAGAGAGGGAUUGAAAAUGAACGAGAGAAUGAUAGAAAGUGACAUAAGAGAUUGAGAGAGAGAGAGGGAGGGAGAUUAGUAAACACUUAUUCAUAAAGACAUACAUUAAUAUAUAUAUAUAUAUAUAUAUAUAUAUAUAUAUAUAUAUAUAUAUAUAUAUAUAUAUAUAGGAGAGAGAGAGAAUGAGAGUGAAAGAGAGAGAGAGAGAGUGUGAGAAGUACACACGGUGUAGGACAGAGAAAGAGAGUUAGGAGAGAGAGAAAUAAAAAAAAAACAGACAGUAAAAGAGGUAGCGUGUUUAAGAAGGGGAGAGAAUCAAAGAGUUCGCCUCUAAAUAGUUCCCACUAAAUGAUCAACACCUACAAGUGUAAUACUACAAACACUACUUGAAUAUAUAAAUACAUCAAAUAUAAAUUUCCCUAAUUUUAAGAUAUUUAAUUUGUGCUUCUAACGGAACUAAAAAAGU
Molecule: messenger RNA, 4157 nt
Organism: Biomphalaria glabrata
Lineage: Eukaryota; Metazoa; Mollusca; Gastropoda; Planorbidae
Product: melatonin receptor type 1A-like
Exons: 2
Coding region: 1676-2806 (376 amino acids)
Biological process (GO): G protein-coupled receptor signaling pathway
Cellular component (GO): membrane
Molecular function (GO): G protein-coupled receptor activity
Source: RefSeq, a predicted model, not a curated record